This is a messenger RNA of Amoebophrya sp. A25, 626 nucleotides long. The record is from the annotation of a GenBank genome assembly. NCBI's taxonomy places the organism in Eukaryota, Dinophyceae, Syndiniales, Amoebophryaceae.
AUGGUCUUCGACGCUUCUGUCGAUACCACACGAGAAGAGUCACGUCGCCUAAGGUCUUCACCCUUGGUGGUGGAUGAUAGACCAUGGCAGGAAGAUGGAGAAUUGCUACAGAAAGGGGGGAGAGGAAACUCAUUGGAAGAGCAAUACGGCCAGCAGCGUUCGGACACCGGUCGGCAUACUCCUGGUAUUAAGGCUCCCGCUGAAGCAUCCUCUUCCUCACCACCAGCCCUGGCUCUCUUUCUUCUCCUUGGAAAAGAAGCCAGGGAUGCUCUCAGGGUCGUUAGGGCUUAGGCGGUAGAGCCUAGGGAUGCGGUAGCUAGCUCUAAUGGUAGUAAGAGAAGUAGUGGCAGCAAACGAAGUAGUGGCAGUCGGAGAAGAUCUUCUCCACCACCCCAGCCACCACCAGCGGUUGUUAUGCAGGCUGCAGAGGAGGAAGCUCAGAUUCCAACAGUGAGUCGACGGCCGAGCUAUAUGGAACGGAGUAUGGAGGCUUAUUUGGAGAGGGAAGAGCGUCGUAGUGAGCAGGAGCGGCGUAGUGAGGAAAGGACCAGGAGUCGUUCUCAUAGUAGAAGAGAAGGAGAACAUGCACAUGUUGAUGUUCUUAGGGGCAAUCCAUCUGGAGGAGG